GUCAAAAUGGCCGAUCAACUUUAGUUCAAAUUAUCAAAUCCUGCAAGUUCACAUUACAAUCACGUUAAUUUGAGACAUGAAGAUAGAAACACCGGCACAGCUGUAUAGAUUUAUUUUAAGAUCAUUUAAAAGUCUUCCAAAAGAUACGAAGGAAUUUUAUUCACAUCAAGCAAAACAGUCAUUUAGAAGCCAUUCUGAUGAAACUAAUCCAGAAAGAAUUAAACAGAUUAUAGAAAGAGCUAUAGAAGAUACCAAAUGGAUUGUUGAUAAGUAUAAAAAAUCCUAAGACUUAAAAUGGAAAAUGAAGACAAUGAAAUAAAGGUGAAUAAGAAUUGGUUUUGUUGAUGAAAGGAAGAAGAAAUUUAACCAUGGUGUCUAGGACCAGUUAUGUAGGCUGCUUGUAUUUUUUUUGUGAAUAAAGAAGUGGAUAGCUA
Molecule: messenger RNA, 434 nt
Organism: Lottia gigantea (owl limpet)
Lineage: Eukaryota; Metazoa; Mollusca; Gastropoda; Lottiidae
Exons: 3
Coding region: 77-286 (69 amino acids)
Source: RefSeq, a predicted model, not a curated record